Messenger RNA from Corylus avellana, 2161 nucleotides. The record is from RefSeq and is a predicted model, not a curated record. Lineage: Eukaryota; Viridiplantae; Streptophyta; Magnoliopsida; Fagales; Betulaceae.
UAUUAUAGUGGUUAAAGAAGUUACUCACAUGCUUUGUGAAUGGGGGAACAUAAUACUCAUAAUGUCUGACAAAUCAGCUUUGUGUAUUGGGGAGAAGGAUAUGGAAAGCAAGUUAGAUAUGCUCUUUAAGAAAAACCUUUAUAAUGUAGCUAUAAAUCUUGUUCAAAGUCAACAAGCUGAUGCUGCUGCAACUGCAGAGGUGUUAUGAAAGUAUGGGGACCAUCUAUAUAGCAAGCAAGACUAUGAUGAGGCUAUGUCCCAGUAUAUCCACACUAUUGGUCAUCUUGAACCCUCUUAUGUCAUACAGAAGUUUUUAGAUGCACAAAGAGUCUACGAUCUUAUGAACUACUUGGAGAAAUUACAUGAGAAGGGGCUUGCUUCUAAAGAUCAUACAACUCUUCUCUUAAACUGUUACACCAAAUUGAAAGAUGUGGAGAAGCUAAAUAUAUUCAUUAAAAGUGAGGAUGGUAUUGGGGAACAUAAGUUUGACGUCAAAACUGCAAUAAGGGUUUGCCGUGCUGCCAAUUAUCAUGAGCAUGCUAUGUAUGUUGCUAAGAAGGCCGGGAGGCACGAAUUGUACUUAAAGAUCUUACUUGAAGACCUUGGUAGAUAUGACGAAGCAUUGCAAUAUAUUUCAAGCCUUGAACCAAGUCAAGCAGGGGUAACAGUGAAGGAGUAUGGUAAGAUUCUUAUAGAGCACAAGCCAGUGGAGACUAUUGAGAUACUCAUGAGGCUUUGUACAGAGGAUAAAGAAUCAGUUAAGCAAGGAGCCUCCAGUGGUGCAUACUUAUCUAUGCUGCCAUCUCCUGUUGAUUUUCUCAACAUUUUCAUCCAUCACCCGCAGUCCCUUAUGGAUUUUCUUGAAAAAUAUACCGACAAGGUGAAAGACUCGCCUGCUCAAGUUGAAAUCCACAACACGGUGUUGGAGUUGUACUUGUCCAAUGACAUGAACUUUCCAUCAAUCUCACAGGCUAGCAACAAUGGAGAUCUUAAUCUUGGAGCAGCUGGAAUGUCAAGAGCUGAGCCCAAUGGGAAAUUUGCUGCUGAUCGCAAAGAUUCAGCUUAGGAAAAGGAUAGCCUGGAAAGGCGUGACAAGGGGCUAUGGUUGCUUAAAAGUGCAUGGCCAUCUGAGCUAGAACAUCCGCUUUAUGACGUUGAUUUAGCUAUUAUUCUGUGUGAAAUGAAUGCAUUUAAAGAAGGGCUGUUGUAUCUAUAUGAAAAGAUGAAACUCUAUAAAGAGGUGAUUGCUUGCUACAUGCAGGCACAUGAUCAUGAGGGAUUGAUUGCGUGCUGCAAAAGAUUGGGGGAUUCAGGUAAAGGAGGGGACCCAUCUCUUUGGGCAGAUCUGCUGAAGUAUUGGUGAACAUGGAGAAGAUUGCUCCAAAGAAGUGAAGGAAGUUUUGACCUAUAUUGAAAGGGAUGACAUCUUGCCUCCUAUUAUUGUUCUUCAAACGCUGUCCAGAAAUCCAUGCCUCACACUCUCUGUCAUUAAGGAUUAUAUUGCUCGAAAGCUUGAACAGGAAUCAAAGCUGAUCGAAGAGGACCGACGAUCUAUUGAGAAGUAUCAGGAAGACAGUUUGGCAAUGAGAAAAGACGUCGAGGAUCUGAGGACAAAUGCCAGAAUAUUUCAGCUUAGCAAGUGCAUUGCAUGCACUUUCACACUUGAUCUCCCUGCACUACACUUUAUGUGUAUGCACUCAUUCCAUCAGCGCUGCCUUGGUGAUAAUGAAAAGGAGUGUCCCGAGUGUGCUCCCGAAUAUAGGUCUGUUCUAGAAAUGAAGAGAAGCUUGGAGCAGAAUUCUAAAGACCAGGAUCAGUUCUUCCGGCAAGUGAAGAGUUCAAAGGAUGGGUUUUCUGUGAUUGCUGAGUAUUUUGGAAAAGGGAUCAUAAGCAAAACUAGUAAUGGGCUCACAGGUGGUGGUGGUGUUAGAGCAGGCAGCACUUCUUCCAGCAGUGGCCUCUGAACCUUCUUGUUGCUUGCUUGUUUCUUUGUGUCAAUAUUCUGCCAGAAUGAGUUAGGAAUGAAAUCCCAUAACAUUUGAGUCUGAAGAUCUCCAAUUGCAGGAUGUGCAAUUGGAGACUCUGGCGCUUGAUCUACAUUCGUAAUUAACCAUGUCAUUUAUUUAUUUUUAUUUUUUAAUGUAUCAGUAUAUGGAUUUUA